AUGGGUUUAAAUGUUUUUUCUUUGUUUUUAACGUUUUCCAUAGCAUCCGCAUCUCUGCCUGAUUUGGGAUAUCCGGGAUGGACUUGCGAUCCAUCUCUUUAUAAAAAAAGCCAACAAGUCCCAACUUCCGCCCAUUCUGUUCGUUUCUCUGAUAUUAAAAUCAUUGGAGCACUUGGGGAUUCAUUGACUGCUGCAAAUGGAGCCGGAGCACCAAAAGGAGAUCCAUUGGCUGUAAUUUUGCAGUAUAGAGGAUUAGCAUUUCAAUGUGGAGGAGACUCUUCACUAGAUGAACAUGUAACUGUUGCAAAUGUUAUGAAGAAGUUUAGUCCUAAUAUAAUGGGAUACUCUACUGGAAUUGGUAGUGCUAAUGUUUGGGAAGUGUCAAAGUUGAAUCAAGCCGUCCCUGGAGCCCAGGCAGCUGAUAUUAUUACUCAAGCCAGAGCUCUUGUCCAAAUUAUGCAAAACCACAGAGAUAUUGAUAUCAAAAAUGAUUGGAAGCUUAUCAAUGUAUUUAUUGGAGCAAACGACAUGUGCCGUUAUUGCGAAGAAAAGGAAAAUGGAAUUCACUCGAAAGCAAAUUGGAAACAAAAUGUGACAACUGCAAUUCAGAUUUUGAAAGAUCAUUUACCAAGGACAAUUGUUUCAAUGACUGGAAUGUUCGAUAUGAGAAUGCUUCGUCAAAUCGACCAUGAUAAAUAUUUCUGUGAUGGACUCCAUGUAUUCGAAUGUCCCUGUGAAAAGAAAUCUUCAUUCACAAAUGAUGAUGUCUCCCAAGCCUGUCAUUUAUACAUGGAUGCUCAACAAGAAAUUCAAGAUUCUGGAAUAUUCGAUACAUCAGAUGAUUUUACUUUUGUCCUUCAACCAUUCUUUAAUGGAAUCACAAUUCCUCCAUUGAAACCUGACGGAGAAGUGAAUUUAGAUUGGUUUGCACCAGAUUGCUUCCAUUUUUCAAGACUCGGGCAUGCAAAUGUGGCAAAGCACUUGUGGAAUAAUAUCGUUCAACCAGUUGGUUCUAAGAAUCAUAUCGUAAAUCUUUCAGAUCCAACAAUUCCUUUAAAUUGCCCUGAUGCAACCUGUCCAUUUAUCAGAACCACUAAAAAUAGUGUUGACUGCUCCAAAUAUUUCACUGCUUGA
Messenger RNA from Caenorhabditis elegans, 1134 nucleotides. RefSeq names its product Lipase_GDSL domain-containing protein (gene Y73B6BL.37). NCBI's taxonomy places the organism in Eukaryota, Metazoa, Nematoda, Chromadorea, Rhabditida, Rhabditidae. The coding region runs from base 1 to 1134 and encodes 377 amino acids. The record is from RefSeq and is marked reviewed. The transcript has 6 exons. Gene Ontology annotation, molecular function: hydrolase activity, acting on ester bonds; glycerophospholipase activity.